AUGAAGAGUAAACAAACUAAUAAUUCAGAUGAUUUAAAUGAUGAAGUUGGUGAGGAAUCCGACACAGACCUCCCAGUGGCUCUCAGUUUUACACAACAAGCUAAACAGCGCGAGUUACAUCAAAAGCAGAUCAACAAAGCUAUUAUUGAAGCACGUCUAAAAAGAAAGGCGAUUCGCAAGGCUAAACAUAAUAAACAGGGACAAACAGUUCAUCAUCCCAAGGAUAAAGAGGUUGAUGAUGAAGUUCAAUUUUCACCACCGAAUGAACAGCAAAAGUUAAAGGAAAAAGAUCCUUUAGAAGAAGAAUUUAACUUCCCAGGACAUUUCAAAGCAUCAGACCACCUUCAUUGUGAAGAAGCAGACGAUGAUGAUGGUGAUGAUGAAGAUCAGUCUUCUGUUCAUAAUGAACGUUCGUUUUCGGAUAUAGCUGAGGAUAAAUCAGUGUAUGGCAAUGAAUCCGAUGAAGGAUACGACGGUAGUGAAGAACAAGAUAGACGUAAACCUAAAUCAAUUCUGUUUGAUGAUAUCGACUCGUCUACUGUUGAUCCUGAUGAUGAACAAAAUUCUAAAAAUUCUGAUUUAACCUCAUGGGAUCAUAAAACUUGGAAGAAGAUAAAUCGAUUGAAUGGGAUUCAUGUUCGUAUUUUAGACAGUGCAAAUAUUGAAAGGACAGCUCGACAGACAUGUAAUAGUUUUAGACAGAAUCAUUUAUUUUCUUCUUCAUACUCUGGAAGAUAUGGAGAUGUAAAAAGAAUUGCACCAAAUACACUGAGAAAUUUGUCAAGGAAAAAGAAAGCAUUAGCUUCAGGACGAUAG
Trichobilharzia regenti is the source of this 816-nucleotide messenger RNA. The record is from the annotation of a GenBank genome assembly. NCBI's taxonomy places the organism in Eukaryota, Metazoa, Platyhelminthes, Trematoda, Strigeidida, Schistosomatidae.